This is a messenger RNA of Chaetura pelagica (chimney swift), 3208 nucleotides long. RefSeq names its product TAO kinase 3 (gene TAOK3). NCBI's taxonomy places the organism in Eukaryota, Metazoa, Chordata, Aves, Apodiformes, Apodidae. The transcript has 20 exons. Gene Ontology annotation, biological process: protein phosphorylation; execution phase of apoptosis. The coding region runs from base 162 to 2858 and encodes 898 amino acids. The record is from RefSeq and is a predicted model, not a curated record. Gene Ontology annotation, molecular function: ATP binding; protein kinase activity.
GGAGAGCACAAGACAAUGCUGCUGAGGGGAGUCUGAGCCACAGAGCAUGCUUUGUGCCACAGUGACCCAGGUGCUGAAUGCUGUCUGCAAACUGCUUUGUCGAUGAAGGAAGAAAUUGGUUUGAAAUUGGAAGCACAAACUAGUUCCUAACACUGUUCAACAUGCGCAAAGGGGUGCCAAAGGACCCAGAGAUAGCUGACCUGUUCUACAAAGAUGAUCCUGAGGAAAUAUUUGUGGGUUUACAUGAAAUUGGACAUGGAAGUUUUGGAGCAGUUUACUUUGCUACAAAUUCCCACACUAAUGAGGUGGUGGCAGUCAAGAAAAUGUCCUAUAGUGGAAAGCAAACAAAUGAGAAAUGGCAGGAUAUCAUUAAAGAAGUCAAGUUUCUCCAGCAGCUGAAGCACCCCAACACCAUAGAAUACAAGGGCUGUUACCUGAAGGAGCAUACAGCAUGGUUGGUUAUGGAGUACUGCUUAGGAUCAGCUUCUGACUUGCUAGAGGUUCACAAGAAACCACUUCAGGAAGUGGAAAUUGCUGCCAUCACCCAUGGUGCCUUGCAGGGGCUGGCCUACCUGCACUCUCACUGUAAGAUCCAUAGGGAUAUUAAAGCUGGAAAUAUUCUUCUAACAGAACCAGGUCAAGUGAAACUAGCUGACUUUGGGUCUGCAUCUAUAGUCUCCCCUGCCAAUUCUUUCGUGGGAACGCCUUACUGGAUGGCACCAGAGGUGAUUCUUGCUAUGGACGAGGGACAGUACGAUGGGAAGGUGGAUGUCUGGUCCCUUGGGAUCACAUGUAUUGAGUUAGCUGAAAGGAAGCCUCCACUUUUCAACAUGAAUGCAAUGAGUGCCUUAUAUCACAUAGCCCAGAAUGAUUCCCCUACGUUACAGUCAAAUGAAUGGUCAGACUCCUUUAGGGGAUUUGUUGAUUACUGCUUACAGAAAAUACCUCAGGAAAGGCCAUCAUCUACAGAUCUGUUACGGCACGAUUUUGUUCGCCGGGACCGCCCUCCAAGGGUACUAAUAGACCUCAUCCAGAGGACAAAGGAUGCAGUCCGGGAGCUGGACAACCUGCAGUACAGGAAAAUGAAGAAAAUCCUCUUCCAAGAGACACGGAACGGCCCCCUGACUGAGUCUCAGGAAGAGGAGGAGGACAGUGAGCAUGGAUCAAACCUGAGUAGGAAGAUGGACAGUCUGGGCAGCAACCAUUCCAUCCCAAGCAUGUCUGUGAGCACAGGCAGUCAGAGCAGCAGUGUGAGCAGCAUGCAGGAGGUCCUGGAUGAGAGCAGCUCUGAACUGGUCACGAUACACAGUGAUGAGAGCACCAUUAAUUCCACUUCCUCCGUUGUCCAUAAGAAGGAUCAUGUAUUUAUAAGGGAUGAGGUGGGCCACAGGGAUCGCAGGCCUGAGGUGCGGCCUACCCAGUCAGUGCAGAAUCAGGCCCUCCACUACCGGAACCGAGAGCGCUUUGCCACAAUCAAAUCAGCAUCUUUGGUUACAAGACAGAUCCAUGAGCAUGAGCAGGAGAACGAGUUGCGGGAACAGAUGUCAGGAUAUAAGCGGAUGCGGCGCCAGCACCAGAAGCAGCUGAUCGCCCUGGAGAACAAGCUGAAGGCCGAGAUGGACGAGCACCGCCUCAAGCUGCAGAAGGAGGUGGAGACACAUGCCAACAACUCGUCCAUCGAGCUGGAGAAGCUGGCCAAGAAGCAAGUGGCUGUGAUGGAGAAAGAGGCAAAGGCAGCUGCAGCAGAUGAAAAGAAAUUCCAGCAACAGAUUUUGGCUCAGCAAAAGAAAGACCUGGCGACCUUUUUAGAAAGUCAGAAGAAACAAUACAAGCUUUGCAAGGAGAAGAUUAAAGAGGAGAUGAACGAGGACCACAGCACACCGAAGAAAGAGAAGCAAGAAAGAAUAUCCAAACAUAAAGAGAACCUGCAGCACACACAGGCUGAAGAGGAGGCCCAUCUUCUCAGCCAGCAGAGACUCUACUACGACAAAAACUGCCGUUCCUUCAAGAGAAGAACGAUGAUCAAGAGGCAUGAGAUGGAGCAGCAGAACAUCCGGGAGGAGCUGAACAAGAAGCGGACGCAGAAGGAGAUGGAGCACGCCAUGCUGAUCCGGCACGACGAGUCGACGCGCGAGCUGGAGUAUCGGCAGCUGCACACGCUGCAGAAGCUGCGGAUGGACCUGAUCCGGCUGCAGCACCAGACCGAGCUGGAGAACCAGCUGGAGUACAACAAGCGGCGGGAGCGGGAGCUGCACAGGAAGCACUUCAUGGAGCUCCGGCAGCAACCAAAGAACCUGAAGGCCAUGGAAAUGCAGAUCAAAAAGCAGUUCCAGGACACGUGCAAAGUGCAAACUAAGCAGUACAAAGCACUGAAGAAUCACCAGCUGGAAGUAACUCCAAAGAGUGAGCACAAGACAAUUCUGAAGAGUCUGAAGGACGAGCAGACGAGGAAGCUCGCCAUCCUGGCUGAGCAGUACGAGCAGAGCAUCAACGAGAUGAUGGCCUCGCAGGCGCUAAGGCUGGAUGAGGCCCAAGAAGCAGAAUGCCAAGCCCUGAGACUGCAGCUCCAGCAGGAGAUGGAGCUGCUCAACGCUUACCAGAGCAAAAUAAAGAUGCAGACAGAAGCACAGCAUGAAAGGGAACUCCAGAAGCUGGAGCAACGGGUGUCGCUGCGCAGGGCACACCUUGAGCAAAAGAUUGAAGAGGAACUUGCUGCCCUCCAGAAGGAACGCAGCGAGAGGAUUAAGUUUCUGUUGGAAAGGCAGGAGCGAGAGAUCGAGACGUUUGACAUGGAGAGCUUGAGAAUGGGCUUUGGGAAUUUGGUCACGUUAGAAUAUCCCAAGGAGGACUAUAGAUGAGAUUAGAUUCCUUUUGCCAUUUAAAAAAAAAAACCACAAAAAACCAACAACAAAACAAAAAAAGCAAACAAAAUAAUGACAAAACUUGCAAACCCAACAUUCCCCAUGUGACCGGGCGUGCUCUCUCUCUUUCUGUCUCUCUUACUGACAUCGUGUCGGACCAGUGCCUGUCUAUCCUGACUCCAUCAGGGGCCCCUUUCCCCCUGUCUCACGUCCCGGUGCAGGACACAACUCCUGGAGGUCUUUUCCAUAAGUAUGUUCACAGUAUUGGUGUCUCUGUGCAAUGAUUUCAAACAAAAAUGUUUCAAGUGAAAACUUUUGGAGACAAUUUGAAGGGAGGAAAAAAAAAA